Messenger RNA from Myxocyprinus asiaticus (Chinese sucker), 528 nucleotides. Its product is annotated as nucleoplasmin-like. Gene Ontology annotation, cellular component: nucleoplasm; cytoplasm; nucleolus. The transcript is spliced from 8 exons. Bases 1 to 528 code for a protein of 175 amino acids. Gene Ontology annotation, molecular function: histone binding; RNA binding; chromatin binding. Lineage: Eukaryota; Metazoa; Chordata; Actinopteri; Cypriniformes; Catostomidae. Gene Ontology annotation, biological process: chromatin remodeling; positive regulation of DNA replication. The record is from RefSeq and is a predicted model, not a curated record.
AUGAGCAAAACUGAAAAACCGCUUUCUACUCUUUGGGGUUGUGAACUCAGUGAAUCGAAUAAAGAAGAAUCCUUUAAGACGGAUGACACGAACCACCAACACCAGUUGGCGCUUAGAACGAUGUGUCUGGGUCACACCGCCAAAGAUGAGUUCAAUAUUAUCGAGUUGGUCACUGGCGAGGGCAAGAGUAGGGUGAAAGCUGUUCCAAUAGCAACACUACAUGUGAAAUCCAUGCCAACGGUAAAUCUGUCUAGUUUGGAUCUUCAUCCACCAGUGACUUUUCGACUGAAGCACGGCUCUGGGCCUGUGUAUGUCGGAGCGGAACAUGUAGCCUUGGAGGAGUAUUCUGAUGAAGAGAUGGAUGAGGAAGUAGAAGAGGAGGAAGAUAUUGAAGAAUCACCAGUAAAGAAAGUCACAAAAAACGGUGCUGGCAAGAGAAAGCCAGAAAAGGCAGAAGAUGAGGAAACCUCAGAUGGGGAAAAUCCACCUAAAAAGGGUAAAGGAAGGGGACGGAAGGCAAAGGUGUGA